Malania oleifera is the source of this 1193-nucleotide messenger RNA. RefSeq names its product vacuolar protein sorting-associated protein 22 homolog 1. The record is from RefSeq and is a predicted model, not a curated record. Gene Ontology annotation, biological process: protein transport to vacuole involved in ubiquitin-dependent protein catabolic process via the multivesicular body sorting pathway. NCBI's taxonomy places the organism in Eukaryota, Viridiplantae, Streptophyta, Magnoliopsida, Santalales, Ximeniaceae. Bases 101 to 874 code for a protein of 257 amino acids. Gene Ontology annotation, cellular component: ESCRT II complex. The transcript has 6 exons.
GAAAUCGCUUCUCUUGAGUGGCCAUCGCAUUUCAACGAGCACACGGGGGAAUUUAUGUCCUUCACUUUCAGUGAAAUCGAUCGAAACCAGCAGCAGAAAAAUGAGGCGAAGACCUGGAAUCGGUGGUCUGCAGACUGCAGCAGCUGCUAGGGAUCAGUAUCGGUUGCUUGGGGAAAAUGUCGCCAAGAUUAGAACCGAUCUGAUGAAGGAACAGCUCACCACGUUUCGAUCUCAUUUAGAGGAAUUUGCUCGUAAACACAAGAAUGACAUUCGCAAGAACCCUGCAUUCAGAUCACAGUUCCACGAGAUGUGUUCUAAAGUAGGAGUAGAUCCCUUAGCAUCAAAUAAGGGUUUCUGGGCAGAGUUGUUAGGAAUUGGCGACUUCUAUUAUGAACUGGGGGUGCAAAUUGUUGACAUUUGCUUGGCAACCCGACCCCACAAUGGAGGUUUGAUCAACUUGCAUGAACUCUGUAAUCUGCUUUGUCAAAGACGAAAGAGUGCCCGCGAUGCUGUGACUGAGGAUGACUGCCUGCGUGCUAUAAGUAAGCUAAAGGUGUUAGGUGGUGGUUAUGAGGUGAUUUCUGUUGGAAAGAAAAAGCUUGUUCGAUCUGUUCCAACUGAACUGAACAAGGACCAUAAUGAAAUUUUAGAGCUGGCUCAGGCUCAUGGAUUUGUGACUGUUGAGGAGGUAGAAAGACAACUCUCUUGGUCCUCUGGACGUGCAAUCGAUGCCCUUGAAACUUUACUAGAGGCAAGCUUUUUUUCCCCUCCUAGAUUUCUUCAUUAUAGAAAAUUCAUUUGUUUAUUGUUAUUGUUUAUUUAUUUAUUGCGUUAUAUAUGGGUCUGGCUGGUAAGAUUGUGUUGGGUAAUGUAGGAGGGUCUUGCAAUGAUUGAUGAUGGUCAUAGAGAUGGCAAACGUCGGUAUUGGUUUCCCUGUGUGUCUUCCAUUUCUUCAUCUGUUGGAGUUGAUAUUCUCAAGAUUUGAUCUUUUAAUGAAGUUUUUUCCCCUCAUUGCACGUUUGUGGAAUGAUUAUAGAAAUGCCCAAGUGGGUGUCAGAAAAAAAGAGUAUCAUUCUUGUUUCCUACUUUUUUGUAAUAUAAUUGUUGUGAAUGAUAUGAAUGCAAACAUCUGGUCAUAUUUUUGAGAUGAUAUUGGCAGAAGAAAUAUAUUUUACUGCUUUUCUUCCUCUUCA